This is a messenger RNA of Dermacentor andersoni, 2679 nucleotides long. RefSeq lists its product as uncharacterized. NCBI's taxonomy places the organism in Eukaryota, Metazoa, Arthropoda, Arachnida, Ixodida, Ixodidae. The record is from RefSeq and is a predicted model, not a curated record.
GCUCCUCAUUGGGCGAGGGGCGCGGGUCGAUGACGGCCAGCCUCCCCGACUCCAUGGACGGCGUCCGGCUGCUGCUGCUGCUCUUCGCGGCGGCGGCCUUCGCCGCGCCGCGUCUGCGCGCCGUCGAUCCCGAGGAGCCCGACGCUCUGCUCAAGUUCGCGCUCACCGAGCUGCAGCGCGUCAAGGUGGAGAACCGCGAGAUGGACGACUGCCACGGGCUCGAGCUCGCUUCCAUCGACACCCGCGACGAGAAGGUUGAGAAUGGCGUCAAGCACCACCUGAAGCUCAAGGUGCAGCCUGCAAUGAUAGUGACACCUGCCUGCAGCCAUAGGAACGUCACCACGUCCGUCAACGUUCACCUCCAGCCUGAAGUUUGCGAGGCUGAGGUAUGGGAAAACCAGGACGAAGACGGCCGUCACCAGAUGGCACUCCUCCGCUCUAGCUGCAUGCAGGUCGACGAGCUACGCCACUGAUUUGCUUCGCAAUGAACAAACAUUUUUAUGGACUUUAUGUGUUCAUUGUUGCCAGCUUCACCACUCAGCUUUAGGUGUACGUUGAGUUGGCGCCACAAUUAGAACUGAUUUCACCUGUUUUUUUUACCAUCACUCAUGAAUAGUACGACCCGCCGCGGUUGCUUAGUGGCUAUGGUGAUGGCUGCUAAGCACGAGGUCGAGGCAUCGCAUCCCGGCAACGGCGGCGGCAUUUCGAUGGAACGAAAACACCCGUGUACUUAGAUUUAGGCGCACGUUGAAUAACCCCAGGUGGUCUAAAUUUUCCAGAGUCCUUCGCUACGGCGUGCCUCACGAUCGGAUCGUUUUGGCACGUAACGGCCAAUGCGCCGACUCUUGGCUUCUUCACACCGCCGGCAUUCGGUAAUAGUGGCUUGCACAGUGGAAGAAUUCUUGAAGACAAGGAGAUGGAAAGCAUCAUCUGCUAUGCCUUUAAUGACAUGGGCGACUUUAUCAGGUUCGGGCAUCUUCGGAUCCACUUUGCGGCACAGGGCAAGCACGCCCUCGAUGUACGUUAGGUAGGAUUCAGUCCACGUCUGGACACGCGAAGCGAGGUAAUUUCAGGGAGGCGCGCAGAUGUCCAGCAGGCUUUCCAAACAAAUCGUGGAGCUUCCGUUUACAAAUGUCCUAUCUAGUAAGUUCCUCCUCGUGGGUCUGAAACCAGACGCGUGCCGUUCCGGCGAGGUAAAAUAUCAAAUUGGCCAGCAUGAUGGUCGGGUCCCAGUGGUUGCUGGCGCUCACCCGAUCAUAUAGUUGAAGCCAAUCUUCCACAACAGUGUUGUCGGUGCCAAAAAAGGUUCCUGGGUCGCGGGGUUGUGCGAGAAGGACGGUGGGCGUGGGUGCCGACGUGCCCGAAGCAUCCUAGCCGUGAGCUGGCAUUGUAGGUGGAGCCAAGGAGUGACCGCUGCGUAAACCCGUCUUGAUAAUGAUCCCGCAACCUCCACCAAAAAUAUUACGGGGCUAAAAGAAUUCAGAUGUAUAUUUAUAGGAUGUCCACAAUAAUUGUAUCAGCUGACAAUGUGGUAGACGGCGCGCGAUGUCCAGAGCGUUAUCUUCGUCCGACCAGGAUUAAGACGUCUCCUUCGUCAGCGUGUCACAAUAUAAUUUUUUAAGCAUUAGUACAGGAGGAGGUCCUGGAGUUACAAAAACUAUCAGGGGGGUGUCCUAUUAGUAAUUUAACAAUAUAUUAAGUAAUACGUUGUAGCAACCUAGCAGUGACAGACAUGAUAUUACACGAAGUUAGUGAAGCAGAUAAUCGAAUACAAGAAAGAUGCUUGCAGUAAUUCAAGUUCAAGAGAAACAAGAAAAUUAAAUGGAUACUGCGUAUCAGUAAAUAAAAAUGUAAUUGACUUUAAUGAAACAUAGGAAUAACAUAUAUCAAAGAACACGAGGUUAACGGAGCAGAUAAUGCGAAACAGGAAUACGCGUACGAUAUGAGAAGUACAAGUAAAAUAUAUGCUAUGCAACAAAAAACAUAAAAUUUCUAAGAAAGGAGGCAAUGGGAGAUUGAGAAUCAGACGAAUACAUUAGGCAAAUACAGAAGGAACUAAAAACCUACAAUUUCGAAAAAAAAACAAAGAAGCUAAUUGGACAUCGAGAAUAAAAGCGAUACAUUCGGCAAAUGCGGAAGUACUCAAAACUGUAAAAUAAUUUUGUCUACAAUAUAUGUUCAUAGUAAUGAGCCUGUUGCCAGUAGUGUCGUUAGUAAAUAUUUCUUCGUAACUCUCUUGCAUGUUAAUGUUGUGAAACAGGCUUUAAUAUGGGGUGGUAGUUUAUUCCAUUAUUUAAUGACCGUAAACAGCUCAGUUAACAUUCCAUAAUUAGUGUAUUCUAGAAUGUACAGAACUGUUGUUAACGGAAAAUGUCAUAUAUUUAGUGUUCGUUAUAGCACAUAUAUUAAAUGUAUCGAAAAUGAUUUCAUGUUUUAGCGUGCGCCACAUUAGUAAAACGAAUUUGAGCUGGAGCACAUAACGUAAUGGUAGUAUGUUUAAGGAAGUUAAGAUUAGUAUUUCAUGUGACAUGUAACUAGAGAAAUUGAUUAUCAUCAAGGCUUGAUUUCGUAACUGUUGUAGAUGUGUUAUGCGCGUGCAAUGUGUGUUUCCCCAAACUAAGAUUCAGCAUGCUAAGUCACAAUGUAUAUAUGCGUAUAAUAAAGUGUGUGGGGUUCUCC